This is a messenger RNA of Antechinus flavipes (yellow-footed antechinus), 2918 nucleotides long. RefSeq names its product small lysine rich protein 1 (gene SMKR1). Lineage: Eukaryota; Metazoa; Chordata; Mammalia; Dasyuromorphia; Dasyuridae. The record is from RefSeq and is a predicted model, not a curated record. The coding region runs from base 1376 to 1708 and encodes 110 amino acids. The transcript has 5 exons.
ACGAUGCAGCUGUGUUUUAAGGACUUUAUUUUAGGCAAUUAAAAAAAAAAAACUUGCUCAAUGUUGGGGUUGUGGGAGAGGCAGAAUAAAAGAAAAAUAUAAAGGAUGAUUCUGGGAUGGAGAGAGGAAGAUAUGUGGGAAAUUUGGAUACACAAUAUCUGGCACGUAGAAGCACUUACAUGUUUAUUAUUAUGGAUGGAUAUAAAAACAAAACAUCGAAAAAAAAUUUUAAAUUGUCACUUGCACAACUGAUUAUCCAUUCUCCAAUGUCUCAAAGGUUAAUUUAGAUACUUGUAUUUUUCAAAGACGUAAAUAGACAUAUAGUGUAGCUCAUUAUCAUGAUAGAUUACCUUCUUAAUCUUUAGACAAGUGUUUUAAAUUGAAUCUUUCUACCUAAAGUUUGGAAGCAGAAGGAAGGAGCAUAUAUUAGCCACCAGCAGUCUUCACUCGACAUCACUACGAGCGCCUUGCGAAUAUAAUCUCAUUAAUUGAGGUAGAUACCGUUACUGAGCUCAGAUUUGCGGAGAAUCUCUCGGCCACUUUUGAACUCACUCCAUUCUGGCAGGAGAGCUGCGUCGGUCAUUGCCCUCGGAAGCCUCAGAAGUGGCGAACGAGGAGAGUGACGGGAAAGAAAACCGAAAGCUUCCCCUCAGGCGGAGAGGCUUUCGGAAGGAAGCGUCGGUGUCUUUUGGUGGAGUGCUUCCGGCCCACAAGGCGCUUCCAUUCUAACUAGGGGUGGGGCUCGGAAUACGACAGGGACGCAGACUCAGAACGUUCCCUCUGACAAUGGGGUUCUGGAAGGCGGGACCUAUGAGGCAGAGGUAAGGAGUACAGAGUCGGGGGCGACCCCCUUGCCAUUGUUCAGCCGCACAAUUGAUGGACGUUCAGGGUUCUCCAUCCGCAGCCACCGAACUUCCGGAGGAUUGGGAGAAUAGCUAGAGUAGGGAAGAAGAGCCCUACUUCCGCGCCUCCGCCUCCUCUCCUGCCUCUUCGGCCCGCCUCCCUCUCUCCCCUCCCCCACUCCGUCACCCCCCUCUUCGUCCUUAGUAACAGAAUAAACACCGAGCAGGCUCCGCCCCUCGGGAGGAAGGUGGCGAAAUGGACGUUGGUGUGCUCGCGCGCUAGUGGCUUAGACAGAAGCUGCAGUUACUGGGAGCAGUCUGAGAUGGAUUGUGAACUGACCCUGUGACCACAACUCAACGGAAAGCAAGGCUUUGUCAUGCUCAAUCAUUUGGAUGUAGAUAUGGUCUGGAAGGGACGUUGGAGAUCAUCUGAUAUGACUGCUUCAUUUUAUAUCUGAGGCCCCGAGAAGUAAAAUGAAUAAUUGUUCAAGGUCACACAGUUAUUAAGUUUUCUAUGCUGCUUUAAGAACAGUAUGGGGAAAUUUGCAUUAGCAGUAGCUGUGGAGACGUCUAGCUUUUGGGUGGAAAUAAGAGGAGGGAUAGCAAUAGGAAUACUAAAAAGAAAGAAGAGAACAGAAGAAUGGCGAGAAAGAAUCAAAGACAAGCAGCCAGGUAAAGGCAAAAAGGUAAAAGGCCGGGGACAGGGCCGGGGUGGGAAGAAAGGAAAAAAGCCUGAAGUGGACAUCCUUAACCCAGCUACCAUGCUGAACCUGUAUUACAUCGCCCACAAUGUUGCUGACUGCCUACAAUACCGUGGUUUCCGCUGGCCGGGGGCUGCCAAGAAAAAGAAAGGAAAGAAGAUAUAACAGUGGAUGGAUGGAUGGAUGCCUUUAUAGCAUAUCUUCAUAACCAUGAAUUGUAACUAUUAACAGAAAUGUACAGUGAAGGGAUACAACCAAAACAGCCACUGAAACAGAUUAAACCUUAAUGAAAACACCUUGAACUGGAGAAUGACUAGAGCUCUUGGAGUUAAGGAUAAAGGAAUGGAAUUAUCACUUAACACUUGUACCCAAGGGAAACAUUAAAUUUCUUUUUUUUUUUUUUUUUUUUUAAGGAACUUAAGGCAAAAAUGUGUCUAAGUAGUUAUCAAACCGGGUGGUUGAUUUCAGAAUACUGUUUGGUUCUAAUCAUUCUUUGUUACAUGUCAGAAUUAAAUUUUGCUUGGUGAAUCUAGUUCUCUCUUGCACUCAUUUUCUGCUGAUAACAGUAAAUGUGAAUCUCCUCAUCCCUGAAGAGAGAGGGGCAGGUGAUUAUCCAUAUGAAGAUGCGGCAUGCUGUGCUAUAGUAAUGUCCAUCUCUGCCUGCCCACCACCACCAUUUUGAGGGGGAAAUAAUUAAGAAAACUAUUUUGUCUGUUUAGUGUGCUCCUCCCUUCCCCCUGACUGUUUUCCUGAUUUGAAAUAACUACAACUGCCUGCAGAGACUCCUCUGAGGCUUUAAUAACAUCAGCAAAAUGUGCUUUGUGCUAGCCAGAGCAUAUAAAAGGAUAAAAACUGCAAGGCACUUGUCAGUCAUUUGAGUGAAUAAAGAAAUGAGCCAGCAUGGAGAUAGUGGAAAGAGCUCAGUAUUUGGUUUCAGAAGACCUGGUUUUGAUUCCUGACUGCCACUUACUGCCCAGGGGAUUCUGUAUAAGCCAUUUUCGCCUCUGUGGACCUCACUUUCCGCAUUUGUACAAUGUAGAGGUUGGACUAGAUCAGAGGUGUCAAACUCAAUUAGUUAAAAUGUAAUUGGGAAAUGUUUACAAAAAAAAAAAAAAAAAAAAACCAAACAUGUUAAUUUGUGAUUUUCUAAGCCAUGAUGGGACUUACUGGGUUCUGUUUCUAUUUUGAGUUUGACACAGCUGGACUAGAUGACCUUUAUUAUACUAGAUAUAGCUUGUUUGUAUAGAUUAGUUUGCUGCUUGUCUCUUUAGAUUGUGAGCUCUUUGAGGGCAGGGAUUCUCAUUUUUGCCUUUCUUGUAUCCACAAUGUUUAGUACAAUGCCCACAGAGGAGGCAAUAAAAGUUUAUUGACUGAC